UGUUUUAAUUGUAAUUAGUUUUUAUUACAACCUACACGGUGUACUAAGUAAUACUGCUGUUAUGGAUUGAUAGAAAUAUUGGUGCAAUUUAGCCGCAGUGGCAGAUUCUUAGCCAGGUUAGCUGAUCAACAAAGAAAUGUUACUUGCGUAUCCAACGAACAUAUUCAGGUUCAAGUCGAUACAAAACAGAAAUCCUGCUUAAUGAAUGAGGUUAUACGGUCAAUAAACCAAGUAUGUGGACUACAGAAAAAAAGAAACAUCUUAAUGCCUGCUCUAUCUUUUUAGUUGUAGCAGCAACGCGUCUGUGUCGUGUUUAUUAGCUUUAGCCUCCACAUUUAUUUGGUGUUACAGUUUUAUGGUGUAGGUACAUGCUGAAAACAUAAAUAAAUCUGAUAUUCCACGUCGAGGUUGUAAAACUUUCAGUUAGUGCUACGUGUCACUCUUCAUUUAGUUGGAAAAACAGGUCUGGUCGGUUCGUCAUAAAUGAUUUCUCAAGAAGGCCUUGGAAAUGUCCUCGUUCUGAAUAGUAUAAAAGAAAAUCUGCCUUUUAGAAAAGCACUGGAACUUGAAUAGGUGUGCCAGUGGAAAAAAAAUCUUUGGUUAUUUAUCAUAUCAGCUAUUUUUAUUUUUGAUGUAUUCUGAAGAUUUCACGGUGCAUUUUUUUGUGUGUUUUCUAUUGAACUAUAACAAAUUUGUGUUUGUAAAUUUCCAUUUGUUGGAUGAUUUAUUUCCUUCGAUUUAAAUUAAAAUCUGUAAAAUAGUGGUGUCUAAAGAUCACACAAAAAUUGCUCAGUUAAAUGUAAAAUAUUUUUUACAAAGUGACUUGAGAUGUUGAGCAAACGCUGGCAGUUAUUCUGCUGUAAUAGUGAUUGCAAUAAAAACAAUUGCACUUUAAUUAAGUCUUUUACUCAGCUAAAAGGUUUGGUUAAUUUGUUUUAGAAAUUUAUUUUCACAAUUAAUAACACCAGCAGAUAGUAGUUUGUGUCAAAUUAAAAAAAAAAGUUGGUGUAUUUUUUGAAUUGCAACAUAUUUGCUAACUAGUCUAAUUGACAUAUAUAUUAAUGUUUUUGAUGGAAACAUCAAAACAUAUGAAUGUUUUGAUGCACAGGCUUAUUAUGCGGGUGUGUGCAUAUGCAAACUCAUGAUUUUUGAAAUAUUGAAAAACAUUAAGGGUGGCUUAUUUAUUUAACAAAACCAGCUAAUCAUCUUGAGUGAAAUUUAGCAGUUUUCAAUUUUUUGCGAUAAAUCAUUAUUUUUAUCAUCCCUGCUCUGAGCAUCUUGCCCUUGAUAAACUACUAGUAACUACAUUUUGCUACAGUAAAGUCUCUUCCUAUAAUAGAACAUGGUGUAAAUUACUGGUUGUACGAAACAUUCCUGUGGUUUUUAGCAUGGAAGCUCCAGUAAGAGUCAGUCUCCCUUUUCUACCAAAAGAGAGUUUGAUACAAAAUGACCAAAAUUGUAAAACUUUUUAGUGAAGGGGGAAAAUGGAAGAAACAAUUUAUUUGACUGUUUAAAAACCAAUGUCUAAUUCAUAAAUUUUUUAAUAGUACGUAGAAUUUCUAAUUAGGGAUUAGAAAUAUCCAAGGAACAGCAUUUAGACGUAUGUAGGUUCUUAGAAAUGAUGUAGCAUUAUGAUAGUUACUCUGCUCCUUUCUCCACUUCUUUGAAGCACUUUAGAGUUUUUAUCACUUUCUGCUCACAACAUUUAAGGAUUUUAUUAAUUUUUAUAUGAAUGCUAACACUAUGCAAUAAUUUCAUCUGCCUAAAAAAGCUGUUUCUUAUUAAACAUUUUCUACCCUCUUUUAAAGUUUCAGGCUUGCAUCCAGAGUUCUGAGACUUUUUUUUUCUUGACCUCGUCAUUUACUACUGUUGUGACUUCAUCUCCGGUUUUCAGAUUACAGAUUUACAGAUCUUUGUCUAAAUUAAGGAAUUGGCCUCCAAUGGACUAAGUGUAUGGAUUUGGAAGAGGACCGUUUCCACAGCUGUUUCUGAAGCAAGAGGUGCACUUACAGUCUGCAGUUGCCCCUAUUCUGUGUCAGCAGUGCUAUCCAGUCAUUCAACAUGUCUGACGGCCGGAUCUAUGUUGGAAAUCUCCCCAUGGACGUCCAGGAGAGAGACAUAGAGGAUCUCUUCUUCAAAUAUGGAAAAAUCCGAGAAAUAGAAUUGAAGAAUAACAGAGGAACUGUUCCUUUUGCCUUCAUCCGGUUCGAGGAUCCACGGGAUGCUGAGGAUGCUGUCUUUGGAAGGAAUGGAUAUGCAUAUGGGAACUCCAAGCUACGUGUAGAGUAUCCUCGAUCCUCUGCUGCCAAAACUGGUCCAAUGGGAGGUUUUGGAGGAGGAGGACAGAGAGGAAGGUUUGGACCCCCAACUCGAAGAUCCGAAUUUCGGGUCAUAGUGACUGGGUUACCAUCUACUGGAAGCUGGCAGGAUCUGAAGGAUCACAUGCGAGAAGCAGGAGAUGUUUGUUUCGCAGAUGUACAGAGAGACGGCGAGGGCGUAGUGGAGUUUCUCCGUAGGGAGGAUAUGGAGUACGCGCUACGCCGACUUGACCGGACAGAGUUUCGUUCGCAUCAGGGUGAGACCUCGUAUAUCCGAGUUUACGAGGAGAGAGGCGGUGCCAACUGGGGUCGUUCACGUUCUCGUUCCAGAUCCCGAGGCCGCUAUUCUCCUCCAUAUUUUAACAGAGGAUCUCCCCCUCGCUACCCGUCACCUCCACGCCAUCCCAUGUUAAGGCAUAGUCCGCCUCCGAGGAGGCACCUCCCACCUCACCAUAGCCCACCUCCACGUCAUUACAGAUAGAGGCGUCAGUACUUACGCAAUGUCUGGAGGAAAUAUUUCAAACUUCUGCAUUUUUUACCAUUUUGUCUGUUUUACUUCAGACAUCCUCGUCCCUAUUUUGGUAUAAAUGCAUUCCAUGGCCAGAAAACCCACGACAGCCUACUCUUUCUGCAGCCUUUAAGAUUUUUUUUUUCCUGUUUUUAGUUUUAGUUAUUUCAAAAUAGGGUUGGCAAUUUUUAAGUUGACAUUCUUUUGUCUACUUUGGUACUUAAUUUCUUGGCUGUUCACAAAAACCUAUUCAGACUUGAUUUCGUGUUGUUGAAUUGAUCAAAUUUAUUUUCCCACUUUAGAUUUUCUUUUUUUUUAGGAGUUUUGUAUUUUUUUCUCUCAACGAUGUUAAUCAUUUGUGAGCCUUUUAGCUGUUGCCUGGGAGACUGUUUUUUUUCUUUUAAUGUGUGAACAAUGGAUUAAAGUGACCUGUGGGUUGA
This is a messenger RNA of Gambusia affinis (western mosquitofish), 3266 nucleotides long. It is a transcript of the gene srsf9, whose product is annotated as serine and arginine rich splicing factor 9. Gene Ontology annotation, cellular component: ribonucleoprotein complex; cytoplasm; nucleus. The record is from RefSeq and is a predicted model, not a curated record. The transcript is spliced from 4 exons. NCBI's taxonomy places the organism in Eukaryota, Metazoa, Chordata, Actinopteri, Cyprinodontiformes, Poeciliidae. Bases 2062 to 2799 code for a protein of 245 amino acids. Gene Ontology annotation, molecular function: mRNA binding.